Messenger RNA from Asparagus officinalis (garden asparagus), 1110 nucleotides. RefSeq lists its product as uncharacterized. The record is from RefSeq and is a predicted model, not a curated record. Lineage: Eukaryota; Viridiplantae; Streptophyta; Magnoliopsida; Asparagales; Asparagaceae. The transcript has 12 exons. The coding region runs from base 55 to 1110 and encodes 351 amino acids.
GCAGCAGAACUCAACUAGCAAACUUAGUGGACGAGGCUUUGGGAGCAGAAAUCGAUGGUCGCCAUCGCCCUCAAUCCUCUCCCCUUCCCAAAUUCUUCAGCCUUCAAACCCAUUUCUCGGUCUCUCUCCUCUUCGCAGUGUCAGCUCAAUCAAUGGCGUAGUAAUGGCGUUGGCCUUCAAUUUCCAGGGCUAAAGAGGCUUGGACCUCUUCGGGCGGCAGCAAUUACCUCGACAACCCAAGGGAGUUUUGAUCCGGAGCUGAGAGCAGUGCUUGAACUUGCUACGGAUGAUGAAUUAUUUGAGCUGGAACACAUUCUCUUUGGGCCAAGCUACUUUAGCCCCUUGCUAAAAUCAAUUACAAACAGACCAGAUGUAGAUUAUAUUCCAGAGGGAGACGAUAUUGAAGGACGAGAUGAUUUUAUAGCACAUCUCGAGUCACGUUUUUUGUUUCUUGCAGCAGAUGCACGUUCUACAUUGAGAGGUUGGCGACCUUCCUACAGAAAUGUCUUACUGGGUGUUAGGAGGAAACUGAGUGUUCCAUGUUCCAGAAAAUUAUCAACAGAAGACCUUGAAGUUGAAAUUUUUCUUCACCUAUUACAGGAAUAUUCAAGCCAGGAUGUAGACUCGUUUUGGAAUGAUAUGAAGUUUUCAAACAGUCAAGGAAAUCUUGAAGUUGGACUUAGCCAAUGGAAGGUACAUGGCCUUGCUGCAUUUAGAGUAGGGGCGAAGGAACUUAAACAAAUGAUUUUGAAGGGCGGUGGCGUGGUGACCUUGUCAAAAGUUUUUCAAUUGAUAGCAAAGAGAGUUUCUGGAAAGAUGCUAUUGGAAGCCGCCAAUUAUGAGAUUAAGCAUGAAAUUAUUAAAAGGGGUGGACAAUUGGCUGCCAUCAACCUGGAGUCUAGAGCAGCUCUGCUAGCAGCAAGAAAGGGAUUGGCUGGUGCAGCAUCAAGAUAUCUUGGACUCAGGGGCAUGAUGAUGUUGGUUGGACCAGUGUUAUGGGGAACAUUCCUAGCAGAUGUUGUAAUUCAAAUGCUUGGCACAGACUAUGGUCGGGUCCUUCGAGCAAUCUACGCAUUUGCUCAGAUUCGCUUGACAAGGACCUAUGGUUAA